CGAUGAAAGUGCCCGGAUGUUCACCGCUCUAGGCAACAGCGCUGCGCAAGCAGCCUGCAGUUUCCCCACUUCCUGAAUUCACAGCAACAGGAGCCAACUAAAAACUGACAUCGCAGCGUUAUCAUUUUGUCCCGAUAACCACAAGAUAAGCUUCGGGGCUUUUGAACUCCAGCGUUGUCGGCUUGCGUCGAGGAGUGUCUCCGCUGUGCUGCGAUGGUGGAGACUCCAGCGGGCUGUCUGUUUGAAGACAUCCAGUAUGAAGACAUCCAAGUUGAAGCGGCUGUUGGCAGAGGGACAUUUGGAGUUGUCUUCAAGGCCGUAUGGAAAGGAAAAGACGUAGCAAUCAAGACCAUCGAGAGCGAGAACGAAAGGAACGCUUUCCUCGUUGAGCUCCGCCAGCUCUCCCGGGUGAAUCACCCCAACAUUGUUAAGCUGUACGGCUCCUGUGACAACCCAGUCUGUCUGGUCAUGGAGUAUGCAGAAUGUGGCUCUUUGUAUAACCUCCUGCACAGUGCGGACCCACAGGCCCACUACACAGCCUCGCAUGCCAUGAGCUGGUGUCUGCAGUGUGCCGAGGGAGUUGCCUAUCUGCACGCUAUGAAGCCAAAGGCCUUAAUUCACCGAGACCUCAAACCACCAAAUCUGCUGCUCGUGGCUCGUGGCACGGUGCUGAAGAUAUGUGACUUUGGAACAGCGUGUGAUAUUCAGACCUACAUGACCAACAAUAAAGGCAGCGCAGCCUGGAUGGCACCAGAGGUGUUCGAAGGCAGUAACUACAGUGAAAAGUGUGACGUGUUCAGUUGGGGCAUUAUCCUGUGGGAGGUCAUCACACGCAAGAAACCCUUUGAUGAGAUCGGUGGCUCGGCGUUUUGUAUAAUGUGGGCCGUCCACAGAGGUACACGGCCGCCUCUGAUCAAGGACCUUCCCCAGCCCAUAGAGACUCUGAUGACCCGCUGCUGGGACAAAGAACCCAGCCAGAGACCGUCCAUGGAGGAGGUGAAGAACACCAUGAGCCAGCUCAUGAAGUACUUCCCAGGCUCUGAUGAACCCCUCAAGCUGCCUCACCAGUCUUCAGACAGCAGAAGCGGCUCCUCGUCAGCCACAAGCACAGACUCGUACGCGGACUACACCAUCAACAGUAACAAGAGUGACGACAACUCCGAACACAGAAACUCUGUCGGCAGAGAAGAAACCCUGAAAAGCUUUGAGGCUAAAUUUCCACUCCAGUUCAAACCCUCGAAGACAGCCACGCUACGUACUGGGCUGUCCAGAGGGCCCAGUGUCGACAGCCAGCCAGGAUGCUCCCAAAGCCCCACGCACUGCACCAGCCCUGUAACCCCCACCAACCAAUCGGAGUUGAGGAUGAGGUUUUGUCCCACAGCUACCAAUGGUUUGGACAGCUCCAUUCCCAUGGCCUACCUGAAACUGGAUCACCAGUUACAGCCGCUGACUCCGUGUCCAAACUCCAAAGAGUCCAUGGCCGUGUUCGAGCAGCACAUCAGGAUGGCGCAGGAGUACCUCAAAGUCCAGUCAGAGAUCGCUCACCUGGCUCUGAGGAAACAGGAGCUAAUGUCGGAGCUGGAGCAGGACCAGAGGGAGCAGCAGACUUCGUCCCGACUCAUCCAGGAGCACGGCAAGCUGCUGGAGGACAACAGCAGCCUGUCUGCCUACUGCCAGGGCCUGAAGAGCAAACUGAGCCUGAUCAAGAGUCAGAACCAGCACCACAGCUAGGAACAGGAGCGCCGCUGCCGCCGCAAACAGUCCACGUCUCCUCCGUUCUCCCUGAUGGAUGAGAGGAAGCACUCCAUGCACCCACCGUAAAGUAGGGAAGCCUGUUAACCCGAAAAAAAAAAGGAACAUAUUUUACUCACCACAAAACAUU
Perca fluviatilis (European perch) is the source of this 1882-nucleotide messenger RNA. Its product is annotated as mitogen-activated protein kinase kinase kinase 7-like. Gene Ontology annotation, molecular function: MAP kinase kinase kinase activity; magnesium ion binding; ATP binding. Bases 214 to 1731 code for a protein of 505 amino acids. Lineage: Eukaryota; Metazoa; Chordata; Actinopteri; Perciformes; Percidae. The transcript is spliced from 14 exons. Gene Ontology annotation, biological process: protein phosphorylation; JNK cascade; positive regulation of canonical NF-kappaB signal transduction. The record is from RefSeq and is a predicted model, not a curated record.